Molecule: messenger RNA, 3368 nt
Organism: Drosophila hydei
Lineage: Eukaryota; Metazoa; Arthropoda; Insecta; Diptera; Drosophilidae
Product: fibroblast growth factor receptor homolog 2
Exons: 2
Coding region: 21-3254 (1077 amino acids)
Biological process (GO): multicellular organism development; cell surface receptor protein tyrosine kinase signaling pathway; positive regulation of kinase activity
Cellular component (GO): signaling receptor complex
Molecular function (GO): ATP binding; transmembrane receptor protein tyrosine kinase activity
Source: RefSeq, a predicted model, not a curated record
CAACAACAACAACAACUCAAAUGCUACACUUGACAAUGCAAAAUCUGCUGAUCAUCAUAUUCAUCAUCAUCAUCAGCAGCAGCAGCAGCAGCAGCAGCAACAGCAACAACAACAAAAACAUUUCGAGCUGCCACUUUGAGGCGCAUCGUUGCCAAAUCGAUGUGAUCCAAGAGGCACAGCAUGGCCAUCGUCAUGUGCCCACAGAUGUGGAUAUUCAGCUGGAGUGCCAACAGCCCCAAGCCGCAUGGUACUACAACGCGCAGCUGAAGCACAGCGGCCACAGCUGGCUGUUGGAGCGCGCCCAGACGGCGCAAUCGGGCAACUAUGCGUGCCGCUAUGAUGGCAACCAGUGGGCUAAUCUGACGCUAUUGAUUGGGUACCAACAGGCUAGCGAUGACCUGGCCAGCUUCAGCAGAGUGUACAGCGAGCCUGUGGAGCACUAUUUGCUGCCGCUGAAUGAUAGCCAGCCGCCACGUUUGGCACAGCAACUGGAGCCAUUGGUUAAGCGCACGGCGGGCUCUAUGGUUCUGCUGAGCUGCAUCCCGGCACCGGGGGUUACAUGGACGAACAUUAGCUGGUAUCACAAUAACACCCAAAUGGUGGGCAGUGCUCGCAUAAGGCUCAAGAAAACAAUGCUAAGCGUGUGGCAGCUGCAGCCGCAAGAUGCGGGCGACUAUCGUUGCCUUCUGUGUAAUUUCCAGAGCUGCGCCGACAGCCAGACCCACCUGGAAGUCAUGACGCGCCAACACAUGGCCCCCGUGCUAAGUCCUGGCUAUCCGCAUAACGUGAGCGCUGUAAUGGAGGAGCACGCGAGCAUAGAGUGCAAGCUGGAGGAUUCGCAGCUGGAGCCACAAAUCACUUGGCUACAAAAGGUGCGAGCUGGCGAUAUAAAUGCGCUGCUGCAGCGCCUGGAGCAGCAAGCCAACGUGGAGGAUAAUGAUGAAGUGGAUACGCUGCUGGCCAACAAGGAUGAGCCGCAGUUGCUACGUCUGGGCAACGUACAGCCCUUUGAUGCUGGCUGGUAUAUUUGUGUGGCUGAGAACCGAUUGGGGCGCACUGUGGGUGCGGCCUAUCUGGAGGUGCUGCCCAAGCCCCUCAGUGUUCCGACCCCAACAGUACAGCCGACAACAACAACAACAACUACGCAACAAGCGAGCGUUAGUGCUGCGGAUGACGAUGCAGGGGACGAAGCAGCAGACGAUGCCGCGGACGAUACCACAGUGGAGCAGUACCCCAAGUUCAAGAAGCCUUUGAACCGGUUGCAACAUUUGCCCUCGGGCAAAACGCUUACCCUCUCUUGCCCCAGCACGGCGCAUCCGGCGGCGAACAUCAGUUGGACAUUCAAUAAGGGCGACGGCUAUAAGGAGCUGCAGCGCGACAUUGGCAGCUAUAAGUUCAGGCGCUGGUCCUUGACCAUGGAGGAUGCCAUCUCAAAGGAUUCGGCUCUGUACAUGUGCAAGGUGUGCAACAUCCUCGGCUGCAUUGAAUUCGAGUACAGCGUUGUGGUCCACGAUCGCAUCCGAGCGCCGCCAAUCAUCACGAAAAUGGACAACAAGACGGCGCUGAUCAACACGCAGCAGGUGCUCAAGUGUGACGUGCUGUCCGAUAAUGAGCCCUCCAUCCGGUGGAUACGCGUGAUGCAUAACAAUAACUCGAUGCCCUUGACAUUGGACUCGAUGCAGCCAGAUGUGGUGCACAUCGAUUUGAAAACGUCCGUGGAUCGACCCGAUUUGCUGGUGUUCAAUAAUGUGACGCACCUGGACGAGGGCUGGUACACGUGCAUGGCAUCCAAUUCCCUGGGAAUGAGCAAUGCUAGCAUCUAUCUGCGCGUGGUCGACCAUCUGCCGUACCUGCAUUUCAGUCAGCUGCUCCACACGCAUCCCGUUGCCUUCAUUGUUACCGUUGUGAUGAUAAUGCUGCUGUUCCUGCUCGGCAGCGCCUUUAUAGUGUAUAUGCUUCGCCGGCUGCGGCGCGAGAAGCUAUUGAAGCAUCGCAUCGAGACGGUGCAUCAGUGGACCAAAAAGGUGAUCAUCUACAAGCCGGCCAGCGUUGAGGGCAGCUCCUGUGCGGGGGAUCUGCAAAUUCCUGUUAUUAAGAUCGAAAAACAACGGACAACAUUCUCCAAUACCACGACGGGCGGCUCCUCGGAUCCUGCACAGGGCUUCAAUGAGUACGAGUUCCCUCUGGACUCCAAUUGGGAGAUACCCAGACAGCAGCUGGCCCUAGGCUCCAUUUUGGGCGAGGGCGCAUUUGGACGCGUUGUCAUGGCCGAGGCCGAUGGCCUGCCGCGCAGUCCCCCAUCCUCCAAUAAUGGUAUGGGCACCAUUGUCGCCGUCAAGAUGGUUAAGGAGGAGCACACGGAUGCGGACAUGGCCAGUCUGGUGCGCGAAAUGGAGGUGAUGAAAAUGAUUGGCAAGCACAUUAACAUCAUCAAUCUGUUGGGAUGCUGCAGUCAGAGCGGUCCAUUGUGGGUCAUCGUCGAGUAUGCACCCCAUGGCAAUCUAAAGGAUUUUCUCAAGCAAAAUCGACCGGGUCAACUGCAGCGACGCAGCGACAGCGAUGGCUAUCUGGAUGAUAAGUCGAUGCAGCCACAACAGCAGCUGGGCGAGAAGGAGCUGACCAUGUUCGCCUUCCAAAUAGCUCGCGGCAUGGAAUACCUAGCUUCGCGACGGUGCAUUCACCGGGAUUUGGCAGCGCGCAAUGUGCUCGUCAGCGAGGGCUAUGUGAUGAAAAUAGCUGACUUUGGAUUGGCCAGGGAUAUCCAGGAUACAGACUAUUAUCGCAAGAAUACCAACGGACGACUGCCCAUCAAAUGGAUGGCGCCGGAAUCUUUGCAGGAGAAGUUUUACGAUUCCCAGAGCGACGUCUGGAGUUACGGCGUCCUGCUCUGGGAGAUAAUGACCUAUGGCGAGCAACCAUAUCCAAAUAUCAUGUCUGCCGAAGAGCUAUACAGUUAUUUGAUCACUGGCCAGCGCAUGGAGAAGCCGCCAAAAUGCUCGCUCAACAUAUACGUGGUGAUGCGUCAGUGCUGGCACUUUGAGUCGUGUGCGAGGCCCACAUUUGCAGAGCUUGUGGAGAGUUUCGAUGGCAUACUGCAACAGGCUAGCAGUAAUCCCAACGAUGCGUAUUUGGAUCUAUCGAUGCCAAUGCUGGAGACGCCGCCAUCCUCGGGCGAUGAGGAGGAUGGCUCUGAAGCUGAAACAUUCCGAGAGACUUUACCGCUAAGAUAUCAAUAUACAUAUAAGUUUAACUAGUGCUAGGGAUGGCUUAACCAAGAACAUCCAUCGACCAUCACACAAAACAAAAAAUACUCAAUAAAAUACGGCCGAGUCUAUUUAAGCAAACUGAAUUAAUGUUUUUCCAUUCCC